AUGCCAAAGCGAAAAGCUCUUGAAGACGAUUAUGAGAGCUGGAUGCUCCCUCAUCCCGCCCCAGCCAGAUCACGCUCAUACACCUCUGCGGCCAGCUCCUACACCCCCGCUCAACCUGUCAGUGCGUCUUCUAGAGCUGUCGGACACCAGCAGCCGCAGGAAAAACGACAGCGAAACCAAAAGGAUCCGGAUACUCCCGCUUCUGAGAAAAGAGGCGCGAUAUUUAAGAAAAAAUGCCCGAAGAACAUACUCGAGCGACUUGACAGAGUCAUAUCCCAAAGGUUUUACAUGGUGGAUAGGAAGAGAGAGAGCAAUGAGCUAAGGGAGGAGUUCAGCGUGCUGGGCUCUACAGGAAAUGUUUACUCAGUCAUUAUCGACAAGAGGCCUUCUUGCAAUUGUCCGGACGCAACGAAAGGGAAUCAUUGCAAGCAUAUACUCUUUGUCUUUCUCAAGGGUGCGCAUCCCAUCUCUCAGAUGCUCCUUAUCGAUGAACCGAUACCCCAUGUAGUGCUCCAAGUAACGCAGGCUUCCGGAUACUGGUAUCAAAAAGCAUUGCUCACAUCCGAACUCGACGACAUCUUCCAGCAUGCUCCCCGAGCACCCAACGAUGUCACGAACGCUCAUGUCCGCGAAGCAUAUGCUCGUGCUACAGGCAAGGCUAUCGCAUCAAGCUCGAAAUUAUCGAAAGACCAGGCACAGAAGAAGCGCAUUCCGGGACCUGACGACGAUUGUCCAAUCUGCUACGAAAAUAUGCAUAAGGUGGCCGAGAAUACGCUCGUGUUCUGCGAUUCUUGCAGAAAUAGCUUGCACAAGGAUUGUUUCCAGCAGUGGGCUGUGGCGGCACGCCAAAAGGGCCAAAUAGUGUCGUGUGUGUUCUGCCGUGCGAAGUGGGCUGAGGUCGGUUCCGCAGUCGCGCGAGCAACUGCUGAUGGGGCGCACUCUUCUGAGGGGUAUCUCAACCUUGGCAGUGCCGCUGGUCUCAGCCCAGUUCGCGAUACUAGUUCUUAUUACCAUGGCCCAACAAAGGGUAGGCGAUACUAUGGGUAUCAAGAAUACACAGACCACGAUUGA
Fibroporia radiculosa is the source of this 1071-nucleotide messenger RNA. RefSeq lists its product as uncharacterized. Lineage: Eukaryota; Fungi; Basidiomycota; Agaricomycetes; Polyporales; Fibroporiaceae. Gene Ontology annotation, molecular function: zinc ion binding; ubiquitin protein ligase activity. Bases 1 to 1071 code for a protein of 356 amino acids. The transcript is spliced from 8 exons. The record is from RefSeq and is a predicted model, not a curated record.